AUGCGUUUGAGGUUGGUGCUCGAACAACACGAGGUUCUAUCGGUGUUGAGCGACGCGGUGCCGUCGGAUGCCGUGGGAUUGGCGGAAUUUAACAAAAAUGAUGUAAAAGCCAGGAAUGUCAUCGUGCAGUGCUUAUCUGACAGCAUUUUGACCAUGAUUAAAGACAAAAAGACAGCCAGGGAAAUAAUAGACACACUAAAUGCCACUUACGAAAAAAAAAGAUCAUACAAAGAUGUGUUAAUAAGACAGCCUGGUAUCAACACAGAAAAGCAAGAAUCCACAGAUGAAGAGAGUCAACAAGAAAAAGAUAGAACGGAAACGAAGCAGCGUGUAAAACGAAAUAAGAAGAUUAGGAAACGAAAUAAGAAUAAUACGAAAACAGGAAGCAGUGGUGAAGAGAAGAAAGAAAGUAAUACAAGUAUGACCAUGGAUGAGUGUGAUGAUGAAAACAAAGGCAAUGAGAAGAACAAAUUCGAGAGAAAAAAAGCAUUAACAAAAGCAGAAGUAGAAAAUGUUGAAAUUUUGAAUCAUUGA
This is a messenger RNA of Maniola jurtina (meadow brown), 534 nucleotides long. RefSeq lists its product as uncharacterized. The transcript is spliced from 4 exons. NCBI's taxonomy places the organism in Eukaryota, Metazoa, Arthropoda, Insecta, Lepidoptera, Nymphalidae. The record is from RefSeq and is a predicted model, not a curated record. The coding region runs from base 1 to 534 and encodes 177 amino acids.